AUGGGCUCUUCUGAGCUCAUUCUACAGGAAACAUCGGACUUGAAAUCAUCGCCCACUUCGGAGCAUUCUCCUGGCUCACCGAUAAACAAUCUCGACAAUGUCGAUGUGCUCACCGCACCAAUCGCCCCACCAAAUCCAGACGCUGUGAAGGGAAAAUCUACCGAAAUCAACAUCGAUGAGUUUUACCCGCCGACCCAGAAGUUUCUAGUCUUCCGUCACACUUCAUGUCGUUAUUACUGGAUUGAAAUCGGGCUGAGCUGCUUUGAGCGUCGCACAUGCUGUAAUUGUAAGACCCACAACAUUCCAGCUCUGAAGACUUUCCCUGACUUCAGCGAGGCCCGCUCUUUCCUCCACUAUCUGAUUCAGACUGAUUUUCUCCAAAAAAUGCAGUCCAUUCAGUAUCGAUACGUCUAUGAUCAAUUGGAGAGGAAGAAGCAAAUCGAGUUUCAGCAAAAAAUCCCCUUCUACACCAGUAUUCAGGAUGCCAACUAUGAUGUUUGGCCAGGCAGAGACGGAACAUUUUAUAAAGAAUGGCUUUUUUGGUCGCAAAAUCUCCCGAUCCCGGAAGUAAUGGGAUUCAAUUCUUAUCUCAAUAUGAUGAAGGGAAUGGUCAUGGAAGAGAAUCCGGAGAAUUGGUUUUUCUGGUACAAUAUCAACACCUAG
Messenger RNA from Caenorhabditis remanei, 663 nucleotides. RefSeq lists its product as uncharacterized. Bases 1 to 663 code for a protein of 220 amino acids. NCBI's taxonomy places the organism in Eukaryota, Metazoa, Nematoda, Chromadorea, Rhabditida, Rhabditidae. The transcript is spliced from 5 exons. The record is from RefSeq and is a predicted model, not a curated record.